CGUGCAUCUAUGCACUCUGUCGCAAUUCAAAGUGAUGUUUGCCGUGGCCCGUGUAAACACUGGCGGACAGACGAAGUUGUAAUGCGACAUCUGGGCACACUGAAUCUCAUUGUUCCAUUUCGCUACUUUUAUCCAGGAAAAUCUCAUUUCGAAAAUGGCGCACCGGGGAAUAAAUUACGUGACAGUUAUAACAAUUCUGCUUUCUGCCGGCUACUGUGAGGCUGCAUUCAGGAACUUGGAAUCUCUUAAAACUCCGAUAAAUAUUGGUGCCAUAUUACCGCCGAACACGAUAACAGAGGUGGCAUUCGCCUCCGCCCUAGCCCGCGCUUCCAUGGAGAGUGAACACUACCUGUUCGUGAUGAAAGUGGAAUACGUACCGUUUGAGGACAGUUUCGCUGCGGCUAAAGCUGCCUGCAAGCUAAUAUCGACGGGAGUGAUCGCAAUCUUCGGCCCCACGGACGCCACUUCAGCGUCCGUUGUGGAGGCGCAGUGCCGGGCUGCUAGGAUUCCUCACAUUCAGGCUGUGUGGCGUCCGCCACCUAUUCGAGGUUAUCAGCAGCCAACGCCACCCGGCAUCAACUUGUACCCAGAAGCAGUGGCUCUCUCGAAGGCCGUCGCGCAUUUUAUCAAGGACAGUGACUGGAAUUCCUAUACGUUGCUUUACGACGAUGAUUACGGUCUAAUAAGGUUCCAAGAGAUCCUCAAAUAUGCGGACCCGGAGCACAAAUGGUCCGCCAGGAGGCUUGUUCCAGGCGAAGAUAACCGCCCCUUGCUGAAGUCUCUGAAGUUGGCCGGUGAGAGCCGGGUCGUUUUAGACUGCCCUCCUCAUAGGGUGAUGGAUUAUCUGCGCCAGGCGAACGAGGUGCAGUUCUUUGAAGACUAUAUGAGCUACGUUCUCAUGUCACUAGAUGCACACACGCUGGAUCUAGAAGAACUGCGUUACGGUUUGUCAAACGUGACUUGCCUACGGAUAUUCGCUCACGAGGACUCAAGGACGCGCUCGUAUUUAGCCGAUUGGAAAGUUCGGGCCUCCCCCGAAGUGAAGAUACCGAAGGAUACACAGGACAUUACUGUUGAAGUGGCACUAGCCAGCGACGCAGCAAGACUAAUCACGGAUGCAGUGGAAAGCGCUCCAGAGGAAUUUAAAGUUGAGGCUCAGGAACUUGAAUGCAACUCCGAAAGUCAGUGGGAGAUAGGGGAGGAAUUCAUCAAUCACAUAUUAACGAACCCAAUAGUAGGGAUAACAGACCAGAUAAUGUUAGACAAUACAACGGGCGAGCGUAUAAAUUUCAACGUGGAAAUCAUGGAAUUAUCGAACAGCGGUUUCAACAGUAUUGCAAAAUGGAAUCCAGACACCGGUUUUGUAUACGUGCGGUCACAAGACGAAGUUUCCGAUCUGCUUGCGGAAAAAUGGCAAAAUAAAACUUUUCGGGUCGUGUCCCGGAUUGGAGCCCCCUAUCUUGUAGAAAGAGUGCCUGAAGAGGGAGAAGAACUAACAGGAAACGACCGUUACGAAGGUUAUUCAAAAGACUUGAUACAUGAAAUCCUUAAAGAGACACUCCAUUUAAAUUAUGUCAUUGAGAUCGUGCCAGGAAAUUUAUACGGCUCCUACCAUAAAGAUACAAGGAAAUGGGACGGGCUCGUCGGCCAUCUUUUAGAAAGGAAAGCCGACUUAGCAAUAUGCGACCUAACGAUUACCUACGAGCGGCGGUCAGCAGUAGAUUUUACCACUCCCUUCAUGACCCUGGGCAUCAGCAUUUUGUAUUCCAAGCCUAUUCCUCCGCCGCCAGAACUCUUCGGCUUUCUGAAGCCGUUCUCAGUUGAUGUCUGGAUUUAUAUGGCUGCUUCUUUCCUUAUGGUGUCUCUGCUGUUACAUAUUUUAGCAAGGCUAGCACCAAAUGAUUGGGAAAAUCCACAUCCGUGUGACAAAUCUCCCGAAGAGCUGGAAAAUAUAUGGCAUAUUAAAAACUCCGCUUGGCUCACCAUGGGGUCUAUUAUGACUCAAGGCUCCGACAUUUUGCCAAAGGGCUACUCCACCCGCUGGGUAUGCGGCAUGUGGUGGUUCUUCGCCCUCAUCAUGUGUUCGUCAUACACAGCUAACUUGGCUGCGUUCUUGACCAAUGCCGCUAUGGACGACUCCAUAAAGAGCGCAGAAGACUUGGCGGCACAGUCUAAGAUCAAAUAUGGGACGGUUAAUGGGGGUUCUACGUAUUCGUUCUUCAAGCGAUCCAACUUUUCUACAUAUGCAAAAAUGUGGACAGCAAUGGAAUCCGCUAGACCAUCGGUUUUUGUAUUGAAUAACGAUGUAGGUGUCGAAAGGGUGGUUAAAGGCAAAAGGGAGUAUGCAUUUCUGAUGGAGUCCACGGCCAUCGAAUACCAGUUGGAGCGAAAUUGCGAAUUGAUGCAAGUGGGCGGACUGCUCGACUCCAAGGGAUAUGGUAUCGCUAUGCCUUUUUUCUCCUCCUACCGCACUGCUGUAGACAACGCUGUUUUGAAAUUAGCAGAAAGUGGGAGACUAGUAGAACUUAAGAAUCGAUGGUGGAAAGCACCGGAGGAAAACGCGUGUGUUUCAGAGGAAGCAGGCGAAGAAGGGGCAAGCGCAGCAGAACUGGGAGUGGACAACGUUGGAGGAGUGUUCAUAGUAUUGGGCGUUGGAUGCGGAAUAGCAGCUGCCAUGGGGAUAUUCGAGUUCCUGUGGCAUGUGAAAGAUGUCGCCAUUGAACAAAAGAUGUCGCGCACCGAAGCAUUCUGGGCGGAGCUGAUAUUCGCGCUCAGUUUCUGGGAGACGGAGAAGCCCGUGGCUCACUCGCGGCCAUCUUCCUCGGCGUCCGGCUCGGGCAGCGACGACCGCUCCCGCGCCUCCUCUGUGCUGCGCUCGGCUGCUGACUUGUUCCGUUUGGACCUGAUGUUCGCGCUCAGUUUCUGGGAGACGGAGAAGCCCGUGGCUCACUCGCGGCCAUCUUCCUCGGCGUCCGGCUCGGGCAGCGACGACCGCUCCCGCGCCUCCUCCGUGCUGCGCUCGGCUGCUGACUUGUUCCGUUUGGACGUUUUCAAAUCCUUGGCACUCUCGAUGUUGUUGCUACGGCGGUUGUUGCUCAUGAACGUGGACAUGUUGGCGGUGUACGAGGCUGUUACUAUCAUGGCAAAGAACCACCAGAUUAGUAAAACAAGAGACGUAAUAAUGUACACCACAGCGAGAUACAGCCAGACGUCAGUGGACAGCGGGUUGACGAAAGAGAACAUGUCUGGAUCAGGAGGAGGGUCCACUUUGAACAGCAUGCUGAUGCCCAAGCUCAUGAACGGAAUUGAAAAGUCCACCACACAGUUCCGCUCUGAUGUUAUAGUCAAGGUGGUAAUUUUCCAUAACUUUUUGGUGCGUGAGAGUGACAAGUUGACAACAUCAAAAAUGUGGACUAGGACGCUACUAUUUUAUAUAUUCAUACAAACAUGCUGGUGUCAGAUACGGCGUAUACAUAUAGAAGAAAAAUCACAAUUAAAUAUAGUGGGUAUCUUCGAAUCUGGUGCCGGAGUGGUGAUGGGCGCCUUCGAGGAAAGUAUGACCAAUGCCGUUAGUGACGGCAACCGGCGCUUUGAGCCGGUCAUCAUCAAGCCCACAGCUACUGAUAGCUACUCCGUGUUAAAUGAUCUGUGUACAGACGAAACAGUAAGAACUAUAGCCGUGCUUGGACCAAAAAAUUUGACAUCAGACGCAGGCGUCCUCAACCAUUGUUCUAAAUUGAACAUACCGUACCUGCAAGCAACAUGGCAGCCUUACGAUCCCGACUUAGAAGAAGAAGAUAUAAAUACAGAAGAUGGCGAUGACAAUGAAGAAGAUGAAAAUGAAGAAAAGGAAUAUGAAUAUAAAAAUAUUGCAAUUAAUUUUUACCCCGAUACAAAUGAAUUGGCGAAUGCGUAUGCGGAUGUUUUAAAGUUUUAUAACUGGGAAAGUUUCAUAGUUCUUUAUGAAGAUGAUUACGGAUUAUCAAGAGUUCAAAAAAUCAUUGCGAAUUAUUCUUCUAAUUAUUAUAUCAUAUUUAGGAAAUUGGACCCAGAAUCUAAAAACUAUGAGAUAUUUAAAGAAUUGAGUAAAAUGCAGGAAAGUCGUAUUAUACUAGAUUGUAAUGUGGAUAAUAUAAUGAAGUAUAUAGAAGUUGCUGCCGAACUAAAUAUGCUUAACUCCUAUCAGUUUGUAUUUUUUCAGCAUUAUACAUUAACAUCGAUGGACACAUCACGUGUAGCGGAUCAAUUAACCACAUACGCUUCGAAUUUUACUUGGCUCAGUCUUGCAGAGUAUGAGAAAAUAAGUAGCGGACAAGGCCCCUUGAAUGCAAGAGUUAGCCGUUGGAAUAAUGGUAUCUCGCUACCCGUUGCCAAAUUCCCGACUGAUGCUUUAUUAAUGGAUGACGUUGCAAGACACGUCUUGGAGGCGGCAGAAAAAUCGGAUAUUCCGCCCGAGUCUCAAGGAAGACUGUGCGGCAGUAGAAAAUGGAAAUACGGAGCUAAACUACAGGAACACAUACUAAAGACAACAACUACAGGGGUCACUGGAACAAUAUCAUUUGAUCCAACGACAGGGCGGAGAAAAGAUUACACAUUAUAUCUAAACGAAAUACACCAAAAACAUUUGCAUACAAUGGCCACGUGGAAAUCUGAGCAACAGGAGUUUGUCAGCGACGAAAAGGCUAUCGAAAUACUGGGUAAUCAGUCAAAUACUCAUCAUUUCAAAGUUAUGUCCCGACCAGCUGAACCAUAUAUUGCUGUAAAGAAGUGCUACAUUGAUGGUAAACCGGGCCCCGAUUGCGAAGAAGAUGAUGAUGGAAUUCCAUAUGAAGGAUUCUCGGUAGAUUUGGUCAAACAUAUAUUUCAAGUGCUUAAAGAUGAGUAUCCUGGAUUCACCUUUGAAUUCGUAUAUGCUCCGAAUAUCACUUAUGGAAAAUAUGACACCGUUCAAAAGAAGUGGGAUGGACUGAUUGGAAAAUUACUAGAUAAACAAACCGAUUUAGUCGUAUGUGAUUUGACAAUGACCGAAGCUAGAAAGAAACUCAUAGAUUUCUCGGUACCGAUCAUGACUGUGGGCAUUAGCAUUCUCUUCACAAAGGAUAACAAGGUCCCGAUCGACACGUUAUCGUUCCUCAAACCUUACUCUGUGGAAAUGUGGAUCUACACUGGGACAGCUUACUGUAUUGUGUCUAUAGUACUCUUUGUUUGCUCAAGAAUAUCUCCAGCAGAUUGGGAAAAUCCGCAGCCGUGCGAAAAGGAGCCAGAAGAGCUGGAAAACAUCUGGAACUUCAAAAAUAGCACUUGGCUUACUAUGGGGUCUAUUAUGACUCAAGGAUGUGAUAUUUUACCUAAAGCUUUCGGGUCCCGUUGGGUCUGUGCCAUGUGGUGGUUUUUCGCCAUGAUUGUUUGUCAGACCUACAUUGCCCAGUUAGCCGCUUCACUGACGUCUGCCAUGGAAAACGCACCUAUUGAGGGCGUCGAAGACUUGGCCAAGCAGACAAAAGUUCUGUAUGGAGCCUUUGAGGCUGGUUCGACUAUAGAGUUCUUUAAGAAUUCGAAAGAUAAGAUGUACCGCAAGAUCUACGAGAAUAUGAUAGCAACACCAGGGGUACUCGUAGAAAGUAACGAGGUUGGGGAAAAACGCGUACUAGCAAGCAGAAACAAAUUCGCAUUCUUCAUGGAGUCUGCCAGCAUUGAGUACAAGAUGAAACGAAACUGCUUGUUGAAGAAAGUGGGGGGUGAACUGGAUUCUAAGGACUAUGGGAUUGGAAUGCCUGCAAAUUCGCCGCACAGAUCAAAAAUCAAUAGAGCCAUAUUAAAACUUAAAGAAAAUAAUAAAUUAAAUGAUAUAAGAGAGAAAUGGUGGAAUAAAGAAUUUGGCGCCAUAGACUGUAAAGAUGAUGUCGACCUGAACGACGUGGAAGGAGACUUAGAGCUGGAGAAUUUGGCUGGUGCUUUCUAUGUACUGAUUGGCGGACUUUUUAUCGCUCUUAUCAUAACCGCUGCCGAGUUCAUGAACGAAGUCCAGAACAUAGUCGUUGCUCGACGGCGUGAAGUAACCUAUAAGGAAGCAUUUAUGGCAGAGCUGAAGGCGUCCCUAAACUUCUUCCAACUGCAGAAGCCGGUGAUGUGUAGCCGCGCGCCCUCUAUCGACUCACGCCGGUCGUCACAAAAAUCGCUGAAGUCGCAAAAAUCGAAUCGGUCGAAUGUUCGAGCGCAGUUUCUUAGCAACUUUCUUGAAUUUGAAAAGGGACCGCAGUAAAAAUAAACUAUAAUAAAUUUUCCUUUUGCCUACCUAGUGAAACUAGUUAUAAGAAGGGCCCGUAACUUUCAUGCCGAUGACAUCAAUUUGACGUCACGCUGGAUAUAGGAUGAUUCAAAUGGCUUUAUUGUAAUAAUUAAUCAUUAUUCAUUAAUCAAUUUAAUCAUGUACAAAUGAC
Messenger RNA from Leguminivora glycinivorella, 6440 nucleotides. RefSeq lists its product as uncharacterized. Bases 155 to 6262 code for a protein of 2035 amino acids. Gene Ontology annotation, cellular component: plasma membrane; postsynaptic membrane. Lineage: Eukaryota; Metazoa; Arthropoda; Insecta; Lepidoptera; Tortricidae. Gene Ontology annotation, biological process: synaptic transmission, glutamatergic; monoatomic ion transport; modulation of chemical synaptic transmission. The transcript has 36 exons. The record is from RefSeq and is a predicted model, not a curated record. Gene Ontology annotation, molecular function: transmitter-gated monoatomic ion channel activity involved in regulation of postsynaptic membrane potential; glutamate-gated receptor activity.